AUUCUACUCCGUUUUAUACCAAGUUUGCGAAUUUACCAGUGUGCUCACAGCAACCCAGCGACACGACGGCCAUUUUUGUUAACGUCAUUGACGAGCCACCGAAAAAUAUUGUCGUCUGUGCUUGGGCGAGGAUCAUUUGCUGCUUUUGCCGUGAAAAAUAUACGCAAAAAUUAGAGAAAAUUACGAUAAUUAACACCGAAAUCGGUGAUUGAUAUACCAGUUAUAAGAAUUAGUAAAAAAAUCGCAAAAAAUGUUCUAUAAAAAACGCGGUUUUUCUUAGCAGAAAGUGUGAAAAAAAACGGUGGAGAAAAAUUUUACAUCAGCAAAAGAGACGAAAGGAAAAUUUUGUGUGUACCAACGAAACUGCGACGAAAGCGUAACAGGGAACGGAUAAACAAGGCGAAGAGUGAGUGCGAAAGAGUACGCGAUAGUUGAUGGGUAGCUGAAAGGUGGUGGGAAAGAGAGCGUAUUGUGUUUGCAUUUUGUCUUUCGUAUUUAAGGAAAAGGAAUUUUCGCUUUGCGAGUGUAGAGUAGGUGGUGGCCACUAAAAUUCAAAUGGAAAUGAUGGAAAGUUAUGAGGAACCACAUAUUGGACCAUCACAUGCGGAUCAGUGUGAUUUACAUGAUGUGAAAAUUCAUGAAACAUGUCUGUCGGCCAAUUGCACUACUUUGAUGGCCACUAAACAGAAUUUCGAUUUUGGCGCCGAAAUUGUUGAAACACAAGCAAUAGAAUCGGAACGCGAAAGCGAUAUAAAAACAAACGGCGAAAGCAUAGCAACAACUGCAACAGUAGCAACAGUGGCGGUAGCAGCAUCCUCCGCCUCGCCCAAUGUUAAUCAAUCAUCAAAUAUAGAAACACCAUUGCACGUAGCCGAAUUACCAAUAAAGGGUACUUUGGCUAACGAUCAUGGCAGCCAGGUUGAUGAAGACGAAGUUGACGACGACGGCGGUGAAAGUUAUCAAUCAGAUGAUGAUAUGGACGAAGACGGUAAUGAGGACUACCAACAAGAGUGCAGAGGUAAUAUGCAUAAUGAUGCCUCACUUGAUAGCGAUGAGUCCACAUCCGACUCGGAUUUCUCUGACUUAAGUGGCCUAUCGGACAUGUCUGGCCGGGAAUGGAAACCAAUAAGCGCCAGGCCUAUCAAUUGGGUACAGAAACAAAUACACGCUGGUGCUAAUCCCCGUGACUUGCUUUCACAAAUGUUGCCUUCCAACACACACCCGAUUGCGCCGGGUGUGAAUGAUAUGAUGUUAUGGCGUAUACUUGCUAGCAUGUUGUCAGAGCCACCGAGGCGUCAAAAACUACGUUAUAUAAACACAUUCGAGGAUGUUAUUCAGCUAAUUCAGCAAUCUAAAAAUAUAAUUGUUUUAACCGGCGCUGGCGUGUCAGUAUCGUGUGGCAUACCAGAUUUCCGCUCGAGUGACGGCAUCUACAGCCGCCUGGCCAAGGACUUUCCUAAUUUGCCCGAUCCGCAAGCUAUGUUCGACAUCAGUUACUUCUCACGCGAUCCACGACCAUUCUUCAAGUUUGCGCGCGAAAUAUAUCCCGGACAAUUUAAACCAUCACCUUGUCAUCGUUUUAUAAAAUUGCUCGAAGAGAAGCAGAAAUUGUUGCGCAAUUACACACAAAAUAUAGACACUUUGGAGAAGGUAGCUGGCAUAAAGAACGUUAUAGAAUGCCAUGGCUCGUUUUCGACGGCUUCGUGCACGAAAUGCAAAGUCAAAUGUACAGCAGAUGCUAUACGGGCUGAUAUCUUCUCGCAACGCAUACCCGUAUGUCCACGUUGUCAGCCCAAUGUGCAUCAGAGUGUUAAUGCUUCUGACGCAGUGUCGGAUGCAGAUUUGAGACAGCUUGUGGAGAAUGGCAUAAUGAAGCCAGAUAUUGUUUUCUUCGGGGAAGGUCUUCCCGAAGAAUUCCACACUGUCAUGGCGGGUGACAAAGACAGAUGUGACCUGUUGAUUGUUAUAGGUUCUUCCCUCAAAGUGCGGCCGGUAGCGUUAAUUCCCAGCUCAAUACCAGCCAAUGUGCCGCAGAUACUCAUCAAUCGGGAGCAGCUGCAUCAUCUCGAGUUCGAUGUUGAAUUGUUGGGUGAUUCCGAUGUUAUCAUAAAUCAAUUAUGUCAUCGCCUAGGUGAUGAUUGGAAAGAAAUCUGCUAUGAUAGCUUCAUAUUGAAGGAAUCCAAGGAACUCUUACCAGUGGAAGAGGAAGAUACUAACGAUGAAGGUGAGGAAGAUGGCCAACAGAUGCUAGAUACAGACACACAAUCAGUUAAGUCGAGCGCAUCCACAGAUUUGGCGCUACGUUCGACAGUUGCUUACUCGGAUAGCGGGUUCGAAUCGUCAACAUCAUCUGGUAUGGUACUUGCUAAACAAAACAUUGCAGCGGCUAGUAGUGAGGCUAAGGAGGCAAUAGAAAAAAUCAAAACCACCAUAUUGGAGAUGCAUCAGCCAUUGACAAAGAAACGUCAGGGUAGCAAGCCAGUGUCAGUUAAUUACUUAGAAGAGCCUAGUGAUGCUGUAGAUUUUGAAACUCGUUCCUUUCAACCAUUUAAUGAGCGCGUAAGUGAGCAGUACCACCACCACACGACAUGUGGUGUGAAUACACGUCAUCCGUCAGUCGAUUCAACCAAGGACAGUGGUAUAGUGGGCGACUGCUCCAUUUCGGCGCAGAUUUCAAACAAUGUCAUUAGCAUUCUGCCGCCACCGAUUACAAAUUUUGGUGAUAGUGGAGGCACAAAAGCUAUGAAUGACCCCUUCACAGCUCUACCUACCUGCACAGAUAACAAAACUACACCCGCGGCAACAGUAACAAGGACAGAGUCGCCGCUGCCACCGCAAAUGGUAAGCGAUACAGAGAAAACAUCAACAGCGGUCACAAUACGUCGCAGUGCUAAGAAAUACCGUACUGCAGCGGAACGUUUGCUCGAAGGUACAUACUAUGCGCACGACACCGCUUCAGCUUAUGUAUUCCCCGGCGCACAAGUCUCAUGGUCGUCCGAUGUCGAAGAAGAGGAUGAAGAAAAUGGCAUUAUUGGAAAUAUGUACGAUGACGUCGAUGAGGAUGAUAUCGAUGCAAAUGGCGGUCCGCUCUCACCACUCUUGCCGCCAUCUGUGGAAGCAGAAGUAGUAAGUGAAAUAACAACAACAAGUGCAUUUGCAAUUUGCGCCAAGCGAAUGCUACCCGCGUCAUACAGCAUCAGCGGCGAUAUUAACCAAGCGGCGGAUACGGAAUUGCAAACCGAUAGCUAUAAAAAUUCGAGUAUACCAAGCAAUACAACAGCAAUAACCUGCAGCGCUAGGGAAACCACAUGCGACAGUGUAAGUGUGACAAUGCCGCCUUCUCCUUCACCAUCGCCGCAAAAGAGAGCUUGUGAAUGCCCUCCAAUACGUGGUGGUGGUAGCGACAGCAAUGUCGAAGCAAACGAUAGCAGUAGGAGUAGUAAUAUUGGUAAAUCUGAAUGCCAUGCGCCUCCCUUAAAGCGUAAGCGCUCAACAGAUGAUCAGAAAAAUUUGGCCGCUGUAUUUCCGGAAGUGUGUAUUGAUGCAACGCAAAGCGGUAAGAUUGAUGACACACCUCUUUUGAGUAGUGGUGGUGGUGGUGGCGCAGACGCCGGGUCGCCAAAGGUGUAUGCAACACAGCUGGUUCAGAAUUAAGAUUACCACUCUUCCGGUUCUGAUUGAUUCGACUGCAGCAAACUUAUUGGAAGUCAUAUAAGAAGAGAAACUACUACAACAAACACAAAAGUAUGCAUUAAUUAAACUUAUUUAUUGUUUGCUACAUAUGUUUUUACAAGUAUCGAUAACUGUACAUGCAUUUAACGUUUGUCCAAUUAAACAUUUAAGUCAUACACAUACAUACGUAAAGAGAACAUAACUAUUGGAUUUUGAUUUGCAUUGAAAUCCUCAAGCUUAAAGCGUGUAAGUGUGCGAAAAAUUGAAAGAAAUUUAAA
Rhagoletis pomonella (apple maggot) is the source of this 3950-nucleotide messenger RNA. Its product is annotated as NAD-dependent histone deacetylase sirtuin-1-like. Gene Ontology annotation, molecular function: NAD+ binding. Bases 556 to 3654 code for a protein of 1032 amino acids. Lineage: Eukaryota; Metazoa; Arthropoda; Insecta; Diptera; Tephritidae. The transcript has 2 exons. The record is from RefSeq and is a predicted model, not a curated record.